Messenger RNA from Sorex araneus (European shrew), 936 nucleotides. Its product is annotated as olfactory receptor 958-like. The record is from RefSeq and is a predicted model, not a curated record. Gene Ontology annotation, cellular component: membrane. Gene Ontology annotation, molecular function: olfactory receptor activity; G protein-coupled receptor activity. The coding region runs from base 1 to 936 and encodes 311 amino acids. NCBI's taxonomy places the organism in Eukaryota, Metazoa, Chordata, Mammalia, Eulipotyphla, Soricidae. The transcript has a single exon. Gene Ontology annotation, biological process: G protein-coupled receptor signaling pathway.
AUGGCGGGAAAGAAUCACACUUCGGUCAGUGAAUUCAUCCUGCUGGGGAUCCCCCACACUCAGGGCCAGGAAAUGGUGCUUUUCGUGGUCUUCUUGCUCUUCUACCUCUGCACCCUGUUUGGGAACCUGCUCAUCCUGGUGGCGGUGCUGUCCGAUGCCCGCCUGCACACCCCCAUGUAUUUCUUUCUUUGCAACCUGUCUGUGCUGGACAUCGGCUUCUCCUCCGUGAGCACCCCGAAGAUGCUGGCUAACCUGCUUCUGAGGGACCGCGUCAUCUCCCUGGGGGGUUGCAUGGCCCAGGUCUUCUUCUACCACUUCCUUGGCAGCACGGAGUGUCUACUCUACACCGUCAUGGCAUUUGACAGAUUCGCGGCCAUCUGCCACCCUCUGCGCUACACCAUCAUCAUGAACCGCCGCGUGUGCACCCUGCUGGCAGCAGGCACCUGGUUUACCAGCUCUUUCCAUGCCACGAUCCUCACCACGCUCACCUUUCAGCUGCCCUACUGUGGGUCUAAUGUGGUGGAUUACUUCUUCUGUGACAUCUUCCCGGUGGUCAAACUGGCCUGUGGCAACACUCUCACCAUAGAGACAGUGAGCUUCACCAACAUCGGCCUGGUGCCCAUGACGUGUUUCCUGCUCAUCCUGGCCUCCUACGUGCGUAUCGUCGUGGCUAUUCUCAAGAUGCACUCUGCCGAGGGGCGGCGCAAAGCCGCAUCCACCUGCGUGUCGCACAUCUCUGUGGUCACCCUGUUCUUUGGGCCCUGCGCCCUCAUCUACACCCAGCCUUCGCUCAGCGAGGUGCUGGUCACUCCAGUGCAAAUCUUUGGCAAUGUAGUCACCCCUAUGCUGAACCCCACCAUCUAUACUCUGCGAAAUAAAGACGUCAAGGGGGCCCUGAAGAAGCUGGCUGGGGGCCAGAGUGUUGAAGAUCACUAG